ACAGAUUCCUGCUCAUUGUUAGACACUGUUUGGAGGGGAUAAAAAUUAUAGGUCAUAGUUGUUGCAUAUUUGGUGUCAGUUUAUUAUUAAAAAGCUGCUGAUCUCAACGACACUAUGUACCUGUUAGACAUAAUAAGUAACACAUAUUUUCUCUACAUCUGCCAUGGAAACAAAAAUAUGAUAGAUUUGCAUUGUAUAGUUCGAUGUGCAGUGGUUGAAGAUUCAUUGCACCUAAGUGAACCUACCUAAUCGCGAUUUCAUGUUGCCUCUUUGAAACGAUUUGACUCACCUUUGACACCUCCAACGAAGGCGUAGGAAGUGUAGUGUCACUCCACUGGAUGCCAUUUUUUCAUUGAACACAAGAGCAUCAACCUAUAUCUCCAAAUAGGUAUGAAAAAGUAUUAGGAUGAUUUAUGAGGAAGCAACACUGAGAAAAGUCUGCUCCUAUAUUACACAUAUCAAAGACCAUUUAUGGAAAAGGACUCAGCUAGUUUGCUCAACUGGCAAAAUUUUUGACUUUUAAUCAAACAUUCAACCGUAUUAAUCUUGCAUAGAAAAACAGUCUGUGGGAAGCGUAUAGCAAUAAAUGAAUAUCUAACAUAUAAAAUGACGGCUUCAGAAACGUUAAUUGGACUUUGUAUGAGAUACCUCCAGUCAUACCAUAACACGCUUUCAAUGAAAAUUAAAAUAAAUACUGGCUGGUUCAAAUGCAGCUUUAAUGUUCGUUUUCUAUUUUCCGAUAAAGUCAGUGUGCGUGUGCAAUGUGUAUAUGUAGGUGAAUCUACAAUGGGUGUUCUAUGGAGUAUGCUGGGCUACAAGUGCGCCGAAUUGAGGGACGACGAUCCAGAUCCAGUAACUACCCUGACUUCAAAAGAUAAAUUUAUUAUCCGGUCAUCCUGGGCUAGAAUAAUGAAGAACCCCAUUGAAAAUGGAAUAGCGAUAUUAACUUUGUUCUUCGAGGACUAUCCGCAACACAAACAGUUAUUUCCAUUCAGAGACGUACCAAAUAAAGAGUUAGGACAAAACAAGCGAUUUCAAGCCCACUGCAGCGCUAUUAUGUACUCCUUGACUUCUGUCGUUGAUGUAGUGGAUAAACCAGAUCUGUUAGUAACCAUUUUGAUGAAAAUUGGACGUGAUCAUGUACCAAGAGGAGUUAAUGAACAAGGGCACCUGGUGUCAGCACAGCACCCAAAUCUUUUGAAUAGCAAACAUUCCUAGACUUCCUGUACUCAACAGUGAGGGAGUAGAAUCGAUGAGAUAAGAUAGGCAAUAGUUUUCUUCCCAGUUGAAUGAUAUCAAAUUCUGACAGCUGCUGACAUUCAUCAAACAAGAUUGAGUUGAAAACAACAAUAGUCAAGGUGUUUAAAACGUUAAUGAGUGAAGAAGAGAUGAAAUCUUGGACAAAAGCUGUAAACGUUAUAUUUGACGUGAUAUUGAAAGGUGCAGGGGAAAUCAAGGGAUAAGCUGGAUAGUUUUUUCAACGUACUUAAAUAAUAUAAUUAACGUAUUAUCUACCUUUUUACUUUUUACUCCUGGGACUUUGUUUCUUAAGUUUUUAUAGGGUCGACUAAUAAAGUGAUAUUAACGUUAUAAACUGAA
Messenger RNA from Acanthoscelides obtectus, 1599 nucleotides. The record is from the annotation of a GenBank genome assembly. Lineage: Eukaryota; Metazoa; Arthropoda; Insecta; Coleoptera; Chrysomelidae.